GAGCGUCCGAGAUAUCUCCUGAUGCGGAUGAUUAUGCCGCAAUGAAAUCGUAUUCCAUGAAUUUAUCGCGCAGCCUUUGGGAUACUUCCACAUAAGGGUUUGCCAGUUGCUUUUGGUGCCAGUAGUACUAUUAUCUCCUACUCAGGGAGCCAUUAGCAGCAUGCAGAGGGCGCGUCGUUAGCAUGUUAGCCUAAGAGCUACCACUUAGAAUAUAUUUAGUUCGGGUACAGCACUGAGCUCGGGGACGUGAUCAGCGCUUCAUUACUGAUACACGCAUUACUGAUACACGAUCCAACCACUUGAAUCAGCUCAGACUAGGCGAAGAGGACGUCCAGAAUGAUGAAAGACAUGAUAACUAGUAGAUGAGAUAAGAAGUCAUCCCCGAGAUGAGCGGGGGGAAAGACCACGACCAUCUUCAACUAUGACUUUGUCUUGGCAACGUCGCCGACCAAUCGCAAAAAUCCGCAGGAAUUCCAAUUUCAUACAACGUCAUUUACAAAAAGUGCAGACAAACAAUACAGCUAUCUUUUCUACAGUUUCAAUCUCGAAUUCAUCUACAUCAGCUGGGAGAUAUCAUCAGUGCUAUCCGACCGUACGAUUCCGAAGACGGAGCAGUUGCGACGCUCUCAGUGCGAUGCCUAGCCAACCGCCCCUCCCACCCCUCCUCACUCCCUACAUAUCGUCUCUGCCGCCAUCGUCCCUCACAGUCCUAUCUUCAGUCCUUGGCGCAACAGGGAAUUGGCUAGUCCUACGAUUUCUAUAUGCAGCCUUGAAUUCGUCUUCGACGUCAGACGCUGUUGCAGGCCUCAGCGACACCAACAAUGGGAGGAAGAGGAAGGUUGUGCUCGUGAGUUUUCUGCGGGGUUGGGAAUUUUGGAGGUCCGAGGCCAAACGAUUGGGCCUCGAUCUUGCCCGCCUCACAGACAAACGUCAAUUCGCUUUUGUUGACGGACUCUCCGAACUUUUCGUCCCCCCCUCCGCUACUUCGACUCAGACACCAACAAUUCAACCCUCAUUGCGAGGAACAGUGCCUCCCCGGACAGUUCUCCCCCUCAGGUCGCAACCCGGACCUGUUCCCGCGCGAGGACCGCAACCCGCUGCUCGGCCAGUCGCUGCCCCUCCGAACCCGCCAACAUCGAGAGAAGUCGGGCCAGUCAAGCGGCUUCACCUAUCGGGAAAUGGAAAUGCGGCUUUGGAUGUGCUCGAGAAAGACAUUGCGGCGGUGAUCAAUGAUCUGAAAACAUCAACAUCCGGAGAUGAACAGGAAGAGCUCGAGGUUUUAUUGAUUAUCGAUCAGCCAGAUCUGCUACUCGCCGCUACGGGUCCGAGCAGGGGCAUAGGCGCUACUGAGAUGGGAGAUUGGGUGAUGGGUCUACAACAGUGCGCUCACGCAACGAUCAUGACGGCGUCUUCUGACUCUCCGUUGAUCCACAACGCUUCCGCAUCUGCGCACCAAGGAGCAACUCCGCUGGAGACUGAGCAUGCCGCUUUUGCUAUCGGAUCGGCUCAUCGGUCGCACAUGGUUAUGCAGCUCCGAAACCUUGAAACGGGUGCCGCAAGGGAUGUCAGCGGUGUGCUCAGGGUCAGCAAAGGUGGCGCGUGGGGGCAAAAUGACAGCACCGAGGCUAAUAGUAGUUGGGAAGAGAAGGAAGUCCUAUAUUUCGUGCAAAGGGACGGUGGUGUUAGCGUCUUUGGGCGAGGAGAAUAGAUACUAAGGUUGUUGCAUCAUUCCAUGUCAUGUCCAGGCGUUCAGGCGUGCAUGCGGAAAAGAAUAGACCGGGGGUAAAUAGAAAUCUUGUCGCAAAUGGAUCGAAAAAGCACACCUGUUGUCGCAGAAACCACAUCGUACGCACUCGAGGGGUAGGUUGCAUUCAAGUAGACAGAUCACAUUGGACGAACAAUCUCAAACUGCAUCUGCCACGACAUGGGAUAUCUGCCAGCCCUAAACAAGACAAGGAAAUUCAUG
Molecule: messenger RNA, 1966 nt
Organism: Aspergillus eucalypticola CBS 122712
Lineage: Eukaryota; Fungi; Ascomycota; Eurotiomycetes; Eurotiales; Aspergillaceae
Exons: 4
Coding region: 422-1708 (428 amino acids)
Biological process (GO): tRNA wobble uridine modification
Cellular component (GO): elongator holoenzyme complex
Source: RefSeq, a predicted model, not a curated record